GAGCAGUCCUGGCUUUCUGUACAAAGCUCCCAAAACUAACUGAGGAGAGCUCACAGCCAAAGAGCCCCUGCAGGGCUCUCAGACAGUGAUCUUUGGUCAGAUGCCAUUUGAGAGAAGGGGAUAAACCCAUUUCUGAAGCAAACAGGAUUAUCACCUCUUUUCAGCAGCAGCUUUCAACAGUGCUGUUCGGUCUCCACAAACAGAGACUUUUUUGUUUUCUCCAUACCCAGAUAAUGGCGGGACCCCUAAGCCAGGCUCUGCUGGUGCUGAUGCAUGGCCUGGUCCUCCUCACCUGCUCCUUCUCCAGUGAGGAGUACGACUACUACAGCUGGCAGUCUGACAACUUUCCUAAUGGCCGUUUCUAUUCCAGCCGGCAACAGUGCGUGGACAUCCCAGCUGACUUGCGACUGUGCCACGGUGUGGGCUACAAGCGCAUGCGGCUGCCCAACCUGCUGGAGCAUGAGACUUUGUCCGAGGUACGGCAGCAGGCAGGCAGCUGGGUACCCCUACUUGCCAAGCGCUGCCACGGGGACACACAGGUCUUCCUUUGCUCACUCUUCGCACCUGUCUGCCUGGACCAGCCUAUCUACCCAUGCCGCUCCCUUUGCGAGGCCGUGCGUGACAGCUGUGCACCCGUCAUGGAGACCUAUGGCUUCCCUUGGCCAGAGAUGUUGCAGUGCGAGAAGUUUCCCAUGGACAACGACCUGUGCAUCCCCACACAGUUUGCAGGCAAUCACGCCACACAGAUCCAAGCGUCAAAAGCUUGCCCGCCCUGUGACAACGAGCUAAAGACUGAUACCAUCAUGGAGCAUUUCUGUGCCUCUGAUUUUGUACUCAAAAUGAAGAUCAAGGAGGUGAAGAAGGAGAAAGGUGAUCGCAAAUUAAUCUUAGCACAGAAGAAGAAAAAGGUGCUGAAAAUGGGCGUUUUGCACAAGAAGGACCUGAAAAAACUUGUCCUGUACAUCAAAAAUGGUGCCGACUGCCCGUGUUCACAGCUGGAUGGUCUGGCCAGCAACAGCUACCUCAUCAUGGGUCGCCGUGUGGAGCAGCAACUACUCCUCAUGGCUAUCUACAAGUGGGACAAGAGAAGCAAAGAACUCAAAUAUGCUGUGAAGCGCAUGAAGUCCCACCAGUGCCCGACCUACCACACUGUCUUCCAGUGAUCACCCCGUCACUCUUUCACCAAACCCCACUGCCUUGAAGCAACCCAAAUCACCCCAUCCCUCCCACAGAUACUUCCUAGUAUUUCACUUUCUUGUUUCUUGCCAAGCGCUGUCCUAUUAGUAGUGCAAAACACACGCAGUGUCUGCAGUGUUGUAGAUCAUCUCAACUGAGGAAGGAAGCUAUAAAUAUCUUUCAGAGCAAUGGAGUCUUCCAUAUACACUCACCCUUUCAAGAUUAUGACAUGAGAAGAAAAUAAUUAUUUCUGAAGCAGUCAUUGUACUCUUCCACUAAAAGUAAUGACGGAUGGGGGAAAUAGAAUGUGAGAUAAAGAAAUAUAAUAAGUAUGAAUGCAGCAUUUGAGAAGAGAAAGGAUAAAGACUGCUAUAAGACUUGUAAUUACACAGAGCAAAAUGAAUGCAAAGAGACGUUACUGGGAGGUGAGCUUAUAGAGGAGUGCCAAUGUCAUCUGUUCAAGAGAGCAUUGAAUCAUUAUAGAACCUAGUGCAGAAUUGAGACAAAGUGCUAUAAUGGGAUCUUCCUUUCCAAAUUAGCUUCUUCUGUAUUGUAGCUAUGGAAAAUAUGUUUAUUGUGUGGAUAAAAAAGUAGACUGAGUCAUGACAAUUAGGUGAGAUAGUAAAAUAACUGUUGGAGUUUCCUUUCUUGAGUGAAGGAAGACUGCAUGAUGAUGCUGCAAUGGAUUGCUGAACCACGCUAUGCCCUCUAGAACCUGAAAGCUUGACAUAUUUUCUGGAAGAGAGGAUUCAGUCAGGAGAAAUACCCUCAUCAUGGGACAUGAUAGGUCUGUGCUGGACUUUCUCUGUAGUCUGCAAAACAUUUGAUUAUCACUUGUUUCGUAUUAUUAUAAAAUGCCUCUCUUUUUAAAAUAACCAUCUAUGAGAACAAAGCAUACAGACAUAGCAUCUGGAUUCACUGUUGCUGUGAUAAAUGAUACAUUUAAACUUCUUCAAAUACAGUUUUAUUCAGUUCCUUUAAAGCACUGUAUCUUGCUGAAAACUUUGUAAACAAUUUUUAAAAAAUAAAAAAUAAAAAUAAAAAACACAUUUUGGAAUAGCAUUCAA
Molecule: messenger RNA, 2243 nt
Organism: Scleropages formosus (Asian bonytongue)
Lineage: Eukaryota; Metazoa; Chordata; Actinopteri; Osteoglossiformes; Osteoglossidae
Product: secreted frizzled-related protein 5-like
Exons: 3
Coding region: 234-1163 (309 amino acids)
Biological process (GO): non-canonical Wnt signaling pathway; canonical Wnt signaling pathway
Molecular function (GO): Wnt-protein binding
Source: RefSeq, a predicted model, not a curated record